AUCCCUUAGCCACUUACCCACUCGCCUUCUCUCUCUCUCUCUCUCUCCCUCUCUCUCUCUCUCUCUCUCUCUCUCUCGUAAUGUCUGGUGUGUGGGUAUUCGACAAGAAUGGGGUGGUCCGGCUGGUGAGCAACCCGACCCGGGAAUCCUUCGAGCAGAGUGAUCGGGAGUCUGCGAGGAGGAGGCGGCGGCCCGGCACGGCGACGGCGCCUGGAGCCAGGCCCCGCGUGCUGGUGUACCUGCCGGCGAACCAGGUGAUCCGGUCCUACGCGGAGCUGGAGCAGCGGCUGAACGAGCUGGGAUGGACCAGAUACCGCAGCCAGGCGUGCCCGCAUUCGCCGUCAACGGAGCUGAUCCAGUUCCACAGGUCCGACCAGUCGGCCCACCUAAUCUCCCUGCCCAAGACCUUCGCCCACUUCAAGCCCCUCCACAUGUACGACAUCGUCGUCAAGAACCGGUCCUUCUUCGAGGUCCGUGACCCCUAAGGCGCACGAUAGCCUCCGCCCCCCAGCUUAUAUAUACAACUACACAUAUCCAUAAUAUAUUAUCAGACCAAAAUUUAAUUACACAGCACAACGCGUACCCUUGCCUGUUGUGCAAUGUAAUUGGAUCAUUUGCUGCUAAGUUGCGCCAUGUGGUGUGCAGUGUGCUCCUCUCUCUCUCUCUCUCUCUCUCUUGUACUGCGGCUAGCUUUUUAAAUUAAUUAAUUCUUAUGAUGAAAUGAAAUGGUUCAAUUAAA
Messenger RNA from Malania oleifera, 739 nucleotides. Its product is annotated as flowering-promoting factor 1-like. The record is from RefSeq and is a predicted model, not a curated record. Bases 81 to 485 code for a protein of 134 amino acids. The transcript has a single exon. Lineage: Eukaryota; Viridiplantae; Streptophyta; Magnoliopsida; Santalales; Ximeniaceae. Gene Ontology annotation, biological process: regulation of flower development.